Messenger RNA from Amaranthus tricolor (Joseph's coat), 2336 nucleotides. Its product is annotated as protein HOTHEAD-like. The record is from RefSeq and is a predicted model, not a curated record. Gene Ontology annotation, molecular function: oxidoreductase activity, acting on CH-OH group of donors; flavin adenine dinucleotide binding. The transcript is spliced from 6 exons. The coding region runs from base 187 to 1968 and encodes 593 amino acids. Lineage: Eukaryota; Viridiplantae; Streptophyta; Magnoliopsida; Caryophyllales; Amaranthaceae.
AAAUAAUGACAGGAGCUAAUGGAAGUAAGCCACAAGUCAGAAGCAGAACGAAGUUGCAGAGAGUAUUGAGUUGAGUUGCAGACUUGCAGUGCGUAGUUUGUUUCUCUCUCUACUUUCUCCCUCUUCAUUCAGUUUUCAAAAUUCAUAAUAUUUUCUUAAGUCUCAUUUUUCCUUUUUUAUUAAGUUAUGGGAUUGCUCUCUUCUGCUACUUCUACUUCUUUACUUCUCUGCUUCACCAACCUCUUCCUCUUUGCUACUUAUUCUCAAGGUAUCCCAGAAUACAAAUACCCAUUCAUCAGAAGGGCAAGCACAUUUUCAUCAUCAUCAUCAUCAGAAUCAUCAGACGGUCAAAAUUUAAAAAGAGGGUAUGACUACAUAGUAGUAGGAGGUGGGACAGCAGGGUGUCCAUUGGCAGCAACAUUAUCAAAGAAAUACAAAGUGUUGUUGUUAGAAAGAGGAGGUGUUCCCUUUGAUAAUUACAAUGUGAGUUUCAUGCAGAAUUUCCACUUAACAUUGGCAGACACUUCUUCUGUUUCUGCCUCACAAUACUUCAUUUCUACGGAUGGUGUUUAUAAUGCAAGAGCUAGGGUUUUAGGUGGUGGUUCUUGUAUUAAUGCUGGCUUCUACACUAGGGCCAGCUCUAGCUACGUAAAGAGAGCAGGAUGGGAUGCGAAGUUAGUGAAUGAAUCCUACCCUUGGGUGGAGAAACAAAUUGUGCAUAAGCCAAAGCUUGCAAUUUGGCAAAAAGCCGUGAAGGAUGCCCUCUUGGAUGUUGGGAUUUCACCUUUCAAUGGAUUCACCUAUGAUCAUAAGUAUGGAACCAAAGUCGGUGGCACAAUUUUCGAGGAGAAUGGUCGUCGCCACACUGCGGCCGAGCUCUUGGCUUCCGCAAACCCCAACAACCUCCAAGUCCUCAUCCAUGCAACCGUACAAAAAGUCACAUUUGACACCAAAGGGAGAAGGCCUAAGGCGGUAGGAGUGAUCUUCAAAGACGAAUAUGGAAAACAACAUGAAGCAAUCCUAUCCGAAACAAAAGGAAGUGAGAUAAUUGUGUCAAGUGGUGCAAUAGGAAGCCCUCAAUUGUUACUUCUAAGUGGGAUAGGACCUAAAGAACAACUCCAAAAGUUCAACAUUUCUGUAGUUUUUGACAACAAAUAUGUUGGAAAGGACAUGCAAGAUAAUCCUCUUAACACAAUAUUCAUCCCUACAAAGAAACAUAUAAGACAGUCUUUGAUACAGACUGUAGGAAUAACCAAGAAAGGGGUUUACAUUGAAGCUAGCAGCGGGUUUGGCCAGACCAGAGAUAGCAUCCAGUGCCACCAUGGUCUUGCUUCAGCUGAGAUAGGUCAACUCUCCACAAUUCCACCAAAGCAAAGAACAAAAGAAGCAAUCCAAGCCUACAAAGCAAGAAAGCAAGACUUACCCUAUGAAGCAUUCAAAGGUGGGUUCAUCCUUGAAAAGUUAGCAACACCCAUGUCCAAAGGAGACCUUAAGCUCAUCAACACCAACAUCGAUGACAACCCUUCUGUCACCUUUAACUACUUCAGUCAUCCACAAGACUUGCAACGCUGCGUUGAAGGCAUUCGGCUCAUUGAAAAGCUAGUCAAAACGCAACAUUUUAUAAACACUACAGGAUGUGAUGAAGAAACCAAUAUGAAGUUGCUCAAUAUGAGUGUUAAAGCCAAUAUUAAUCUUAUACCUAAGCAUACUAAUGAUACUAAGUCCUUAGAACAAUUUUGUAAGGACACUGUGAUUACUAUUUGGCAUUACCAUGGAGGAUGCCACGUUGGCAAGGUGGUGUCCCACGACUAUCGAGUUAUUGGUGUUGAUAGGCUUAGGGUUAUUGAUGGUUCUACAUUUAGGGUAUCCCCUGGAACCAAUCCUCAAGCUACUGUCAUGAUGAUGGGAAGGUAUAUGGGAGUGAAGAUUCUAAGGCAAAGACUUGGACGAGGAGCUGAUGAUGUAUAGAAAGAAAGGCUGUACUAAGAAGACUGAAAUAUGGCUAAGUUGAGGAAUUUUGAUUAACUAUAUAAAGUUAAUAAUAUAUAAUAAGUGUGAUUUUGUUAGUAGAAAAAUUAUUGUUGUUAGCAAGCAGUUAUUAUAACGUGUAUAAAUUUAGGCUUGCUGGUUAAUAAUUAAUUAGAUAAUUAUAUAUUUGAUUGAUUGGGGUGUGUUUGUAUAUGGUUUAGUGUGUUCAAGUUUAAGUUGUACUAUUAAGUAGUACACUACGUAGAACAUUCGAAUUAAGUAUGUUUUGAUAUAUGAAGAUUUAUUAUUGUUUCCUCUAUUUUGCUGAAGUUUAUAAUUAAUCAUUGGGUUUCACGUGUUUGUCACCA